Molecule: messenger RNA, 2235 nt
Organism: Abrus precatorius (Indian licorice)
Lineage: Eukaryota; Viridiplantae; Streptophyta; Magnoliopsida; Fabales; Fabaceae
Product: pantothenate kinase 1
Exons: 10
Coding region: 330-1568 (412 amino acids)
Biological process (GO): coenzyme A biosynthetic process
Cellular component (GO): cytosol; nucleus
Molecular function (GO): ATP binding; pantothenate kinase activity
Source: RefSeq, a predicted model, not a curated record
ACUUACCACGUAAAUAUUGAACCCCAAAUCACGAAUGUGGUUUGCGUGAUAAAUGCGAAAGUUGAAAACAGCGCAUCUACCUAACCCAUUUCAACCUUCGUCUCCCUCUGUAAUAAAUCGACUUUAAUGGACCCUCGUUCUCACUCACUACCCCACUAAUUGUCAUUAAUUACUUAAUCAAUUAAUUACUUCGUUUCUCUUUCCAGACAAAGAACGAUUGUGUAAAUUGUUUAUCUCGCAUGGUUUCAGAUGAAGGAGGAGUUUGGCUCAACGACGUAUAUUUAUAGCAAAUACGGCUUCGCACAAUAGAGAUUGAAAUAACACAAACAAUGGAUCCCAGAGAGGUUCGAACUGAAGCAAUUUCGGAUGCUGAUCAAUCAACUCAUGCAUAUCAUCUGGCUUUGGAUAUUGGGGGAUCUCUUGCCAAGCUAGUUUACUUCACAAAAGAUGAUGAUCAUUUCAUUGAUGGUGAGGAGGGUAUAUCUCAUAAAAAGGCUAUCGAGAAAUCCAAUGGAAAUAACCAAUAUCAUGUUCUUAAUGGGAGGCUCAAUUUUAAGAAGUUUGAAACGAGCAAGAUAAAUGAUUGUUUAGAAUUCAUCAAGACCAUGAAACUUCAUUUUGGAGGCAAUCAGUUGCACGAAAAUCCUGGAAGUCUUCCGAUAGCUGUUAAGGCCACAGGUGGUGGUGCAUACAAAUAUGCAGACCUCUUCAAGGAAACACUAGGAGUCAUUCUUGACAAGGAAGAUGAAAUGGAUUGUCUUGUGGCCGGAGCAAAUUUUCUUCUGGAGGUGGUCCACCAGGAAGCAUUUACUUAUAUGGGGGAUCAAAAGCAAUUUGUGCAGAUUGACCAGAAUGAUCUGUAUCCCUAUCUUCUUGUUAAUAUUGGGUCUGGCGUUGGCAUGAUCAAGGUGGAAGGAGAGGGAAAGUUUGAGCGAGUUAGUGGAACAAGUAUAGGUGGAGGAACUUUCUGGGGUUUAGGAAAGCUUUUAACCAAUUGCAAGAGUUUUGAUGAGUUGCUGGAAUUAAGUUAUCGGGGAAACAACAGGGCAGUAGAUAUGCUUGUUGGAGAUAUUUAUGGCGGAAUGGACUAUACAAAGAUAGGUCUUUCAUCCACUACAAUAGCCUCUAGUUUUGGAAAGGCAAUUUCUGAUAAUAAGGAGCGUGAAGAUUACAAACCUGAAGAUAUUGCUCGAUCACUGCUAAGAAUGAUCUCAAAUAAUAUUGGGCAGAUCUCUUACUUAAAUGCCCUUCGCUUUGGGCUAAAGAGGAUUUUUUUUGCUGGAUUUUUUAUUCGGAGGCACCCAUUCACAAUGGACACAUUAUCUGUUGCUGUUAAUUUCUGGUCUAAAGGUGAGGCUAAGGCAAUGUUUUUGAAGCAUGAAGGGUUUCUUGGAGCUGUUGGUGCCUUCAUGAGUUCGGAUAAACAUGGCCUAAAGGAAUUAUUGGUCAAUCAAAUGGUUCAAAGAAGUCCCGGCAAGUUAUCCUUUGCUGAGGAUAAAAUACAUGAUACCCCAGAUGGGGAGUUCAAUGGAGAUGAAAGUAUAGAGUGCAGUGUCUAUGCAGCGUAGAUGAAGAAAUUCUUCGUUGCAUUCAUGACUUGUAGUUGUAACUGUUAUAAUUUGGUUCUGUAAAAUCGUCUAAAAUAUUAAUUAUAACAGAUGAUUGACCUAGAAUUAAAGGAAAAGAGAAAAUUAGAAUGACAACUCAAGUAAGUUGCCGUUGUUUCGCACUUUCAGCAGAUGCAUUGUGUUGUAUAACAGCAAAUGAUUUGUAGGAAUACCUCAGCUGUAGCCUUGUUACUCAUUUAGUGAUAACCCUUUUUGUGUUUCUUGGAUUUUUUUUUUUUUUUUUAUUAUUGUUAUUUUGGAUAAUGUUAUGAUAUCCUUAAAUGAGGAUAUGAUUCUUAGCAUUCACUAAUCCAGAGUAUUUACAGUUAAAAGUAUUUUUUCUUUUCUACUUUCUGGAAUCUUAUAGUCAUGACUAGUCAAUCAUCCCAUGACAACGGCCUCAUAUUUCAAAUAUACUGGACCAUCUAACAUCAAGAAGAUUAAUCCCCACCCCCUAAAUAAAAAAGAAAAAGAAAAGAAAAGAACUGUAAUGUCCUGUCCUGUUACGCUAUUGGGUAAGUCAACGAAGGUUAACAAAAAGAUCAUCCAGUUGGAAUCCAAUGCAAUGAGCUGAAAUUGGUGACUCUUCUAACAUUAUGUAAUAAAAUGCAUACAUCAGAAUCCUUUA